AUGUCGCAACCAUCUGCACCAGAUUCAUAUAAACCGAAUCAGCAACCUCUGCCUUCUGUUCUACCCGUGCUUAAAGUGAUAUCAACGCAGGCACGUUCAGCAGAUGUUGUUUGGACCUACGGUAACCGUGACCCCAGAUAUCUAUUCCCAGGUCUGACGUAUCAAGUCUCAAAAGCUGAAGCCAAUGCACUCAACUUUGAGGUUGCAUAUGAAGGCGAAGAGCCCAUGUUUGUAUUGACAGAUCUUAAGCCUUUAACCAAGUAUAAAUUUAAACUGCGUAUUACAUUUACUAAAUGGCUCGAGACUGGAAAAAAGGAUAUAUGGAGCAAGACCUAUUCAGAAGCAGAGGCUAGUACUACUGAUGAGAGCACUGUAGUUAAGGCCACUGCCCAACUAACUCGUGCCAUUAUCGAGGCUGAUGUUGCCAAAUCAACCUCCAUUCUCAACGAGCAUGGACAGCAAAUCUCGAUGGAGUCUCGAGAUAAAAAUGGAAAAACCAUCUUGAUGCUUGCGUGUCAGUCUGGAUCUGGUGAGAUGGUUCGCCUGCUGCUCCAACGAGGUGCUUCUACCCAUUCUACUACCAGGUCGGGCAAAACUGCUCUCUCCAUAGCAGUCACAUAUGGCAGUAUUAAAGCAGCCGAAGCUAUACUCCAACACGAUCCAGAGCAAGCAAAACUUGCCGAUCUAGGCGGUUCAACCCCACUUAUGUGGGCGGCAGAAAACGCAUCUACAACUGUUCGUCAUAGCGUAGCUAUCCUUGAGCUUUUACUUCAACAAGGAGUUGAUGUGAAUCAAGAAGAUCCACGUGGACAUACUGCCUUUGAUCGACUCUGCAUCACAUCUGGGAAUGUUCGAGCUGCAAAAGCACUUAUUUUAGCUGGCGCCAGAAUUGUGCAGGAAGUAGACAAGAAGCAUCCUAUGACUUCUUUGAUGAGUGCAGCUUUAAAUGGACAUUUAGAGCUUGUGAGAGAGUUGAUGGAAAAGUAUGGGUCAGAUCCUACUGUACGUAGUGAGCAUGGUGGGACGGCCAAGAGUUUUGCUGAAACAAAUGGACAUCGUGCUAUUGUAAACAUGAUUGAAGAGCGACUGAGCAUUACGAGCGAAGUUUAA
Molecule: messenger RNA, 1110 nt
Organism: Batrachochytrium dendrobatidis JAM81
Lineage: Eukaryota; Fungi; Chytridiomycota; Chytridiomycetes; Rhizophydiales
Exons: 3
Coding region: 1-1110 (369 amino acids)
Biological process (GO): regulation of apoptotic process; positive regulation of DNA-templated transcription
Cellular component (GO): nucleus
Molecular function (GO): protein binding; DNA-binding transcription factor activity
Source: RefSeq, a predicted model, not a curated record